AGACGCUACCCCCCACUCUCUCUUUCCGCAAUGAAUCCACUCUUUCUUCCUCCGAUUUCUCUCCCGCCCUCCCUUCCAACUUUCCUGCCGACCGGACAACCUCACACGGGACCAUUUUCCCUCGCUACCCUAGGCCACUUUAUUGUUCAUCCUAUUUAUUUUUUUACCCUGCGGCUGGUCCGCUAUAAUGCUCUAUCUCUCGCUCAGCCUUCCUAUUCAUGGUCCAGAAGUGCCUUAUCUUGACGAAGACGCACGCUCCGAUGUGUGUAGACCGUGUUCCCACUCCAAUAAGACGCUCACAUUUCUCUAGUUGGUCAACCGGUUCGGCAGGAAGCUCCUAUGGUUACUUUCUCUCCCUCCGCAGCAGAAGUUCGACGUGCUGGGAUGUUGCAAAAAAGGUGGACAUAUUCGAUGGCACCAUCUGGUGACAGACGAAGAGGUGCUGUCGUCCGAUUUCCGAGCCGGAUGUCUGAAUACCUACGAAGUUUGGGUCGGCAUCGAGGUAAUUUCCAGGCUGUUUGCACUUCCCCCACCGCUCAUCGUCGCUUGUAGGAACCCGGUGCUGGCGUUGUUGCCAUGGAUGCAACGGAUCUGCGAAAGUUUACGCAAGCCUUCGGUGUUGAUUUGGAUGAGAUCCGGAAACUGGGGCAAGAAGAAAUGGAAUGCCUUUUUGGAUGGCUCCGCGAUGCCAGCAUGAUCGAAUGGUUUCUGCUGCAGUACCAGAUGCCUGUCAAUAUUAACUCGUCUGAACCCCUGGGAAACUACAACUUAACCCCCUCUUGGAACGCGAACGCUGGUGACGAAUUUGAUUGCUUGUUGGAACAGUCUGACUCCUUCCUGGAGCAAUACAACCCUACCGCCGAGCUGCCGCAUACUGUUUCUCCUCAGCAGGAACCAGUCACGCCUCCCCAAUUCAGUGCAGAAGCGUCCUCGUACCCGACACCUCUUUCCUCCGUCAGCUCACCCCCGAGGGGUCAGCCACUUUCCCCUCCAGCCCCCGGACACGGCCAAGUACGAUACCAAUUUGUUCAUUCUCCACCAUCCACUGACAGCCCUUUUACGGCUUCGUCUUAUCCGACACCCGUCACAUCAUCUAUCAACUCUCCCCGCGGAGACGAACCAAUGGCCCCGCUGGAUUCCAACGUUUCAAGCCAGACGAAGCGACAACUGUUGCAUUCGUGCAGGUUUGGUGAAGACGGCAAUGGAUCCUUGGAGGAUAAACAAAUCACAUCAACCCUUAGAGCUGAAGCUGGACUCCACUUGGAUAACUGUACCAGGCUGCUGCAGCCCCUCUUGGAUGACAGAGAAGAUGAUCCGCCGGCCUUAGAAGCCCUUGGCCUUCCCCUUCAAUGGAGAGGUCUUGAGGGUGCUGUGAUUUACUAUCGCAUGCUCGAGGCCGCGAAGAAGAAGUCAAACCUCAGUCUUCUCGCCAAACGGAUUGCACAGAUACUGUUUUACCUCAACUAUAGGUGGCUGGAAAAACAUGAAACAGGGUCUAGUAAAUCCGUCGCCACGCUCAUCCUUAACGCCUGCCCUGAAGAACCAAAAGACCCCAAGCUCAUGAAACCCCGUCGUGACAAUAUCACUGGCUAUCACAAGCGCCGAGGGGAACGAUGGUGGCUACAUGCGGCGUGUUUAGGACCUGGUGUUUUAACGCACGCUCCUGGUAUCAUGGAGACUGAAAUCAUAACCAGCUCUAAAAAGGAGAAAGUCCAGGUCUUUAUAUCGCUGAUUUUGCGCGUUCGACCAGGCAGCGUCAACUUUUUUGGCCGCUGGGCACCAGUUCUCAAGGCAAUAGCUCUUGGAGCGCCUACAUCCGAGCUUCGCCAGAUUCUUGAAGCCAGCAAUGCUGACACUGUCAGGCAAGCUGAACUAGCGUGCGCCUAUGAAUCGGAUCAGGAAGCCUUGUCCCGCCAACAAAUUGGAGAGACUUGGAUGGCGAUAGACGUCGAAUCUAUUGCAGAGAAGAAGAUAGCUGAGUUUCUCCCAGGUUAUUAA
Messenger RNA from Monascus purpureus, 1998 nucleotides. The record is from the annotation of a GenBank genome assembly. NCBI's taxonomy places the organism in Eukaryota, Fungi, Ascomycota, Eurotiomycetes, Eurotiales, Aspergillaceae.